Messenger RNA from Symbiodinium natans, 702 nucleotides. The record is from the annotation of a GenBank genome assembly. Lineage: Eukaryota; Dinophyceae; Suessiales; Symbiodiniaceae.
AUGGACAGGAGAUACGCCCACGUCUGCCUCUGCCUGCAGCGGCAACUGUUGCCGGACUCCUCGCCCUUGGAAGAUCUCCACGAUCACUUUCGGAACGUGGACUUCCGCCCGGCGCAGCUCUUUGUGAAGCUCGGCCCUCUCAGGCUGGUCCAAUACUUCUGGGACAUGAUCCUCUUCGAAGGUGAAGCUUCCGUGGUCACCUUAUGCCUGCUGGUUCUGAGGGCGUGCGAGCCCUUCCUCCGUUUCCUGGACCAAUCGGACAUCCCCACUUUUUUCGAGAUGAUCCGGGAGUCUGACAAGCUCGCUUGGAGGUCGGAUACACUGGAGAUCUUCUGGAUCUCGCUCAUCCGAGCACAGGUGUUAAAGGACUUCGACGCGCUGCAAAGGCAGGUCCUCGAGCUGCUGGCGAAGGAUGAGGAUCGGGAGUUCACCUUCCUCAUCGUGGACAUGGAGGCUGCAUUCCCAGCUCGGCCGCCGCCGCCCCGACGCUUGGCCGAGAUGGUCGACUUCCUGGCUCCGACCUCGCAGGCGCCAAACUCGCCGUCCCUGAUCCCCAAGCGCAUCACGGACCCUUUCGUAGCGCUGUCCGCCGACACCCGCGACAGCUUCCGCGAAGGUGUGUUCGGGGCGAUGCAGAGAUUGCACAACAUCCUGGACAAGCCGAAUGCAGCAAGGUCCCGGCACCGCCUCAGAGACCCGUGA